Molecule: messenger RNA, 1490 nt
Organism: Pneumocystis carinii B80
Lineage: Eukaryota; Fungi; Ascomycota; Pneumocystomycetes; Pneumocystales; Pneumocystaceae
Exons: 5
Coding region: 47-1444 (465 amino acids)
Biological process (GO): mRNA cis splicing, via spliceosome; regulation of alternative mRNA splicing, via spliceosome
Cellular component (GO): U2-type prespliceosome; U2 snRNP; catalytic step 2 spliceosome
Molecular function (GO): RNA binding
Source: RefSeq, a predicted model, not a curated record
AAAGGACUUUAACAGUUUUUUUUUUAUUAAAAUUGCCUUAAUAUUUAUGAAUAUGGCGCAAAACAAUAAUUUAGCAGUUACAGCUCAAACAAAUGGGAUAAACCCUUUAGUUCCUCCAUUAACGCAUUCAGAUAUGAUUCUUCCGCCGUUAGAUAUUAGAGAAAUUGUAGAAAAAACAGCAAAUUAUGUUUCAAGAAAUGGGAUUGGAUUUGAGGAAAAGAUUAGAGAAAAAGAGAAGAAUAAUUCGAAAUUUUGUUUUUUAAAUCCGGCAGAUCCAUAUUAUAAGUAUUAUGAAUUUCGUCUUGAAGAAUGUAAGAAGGGGAAAUUUUUGUCACCAGUAGUGCGAGAUGAUUCUUCUAAAACAGCUAAAAAUGCAUCUAAAAAUGUUCCAGAUAAGGCGUCUUUUUUGGAGCCGCCUAAAUUUUAUUUUUCAGUUUCAUUACCUGCGAUUUCUGCAACAGAUUUGGAUAUAUUGAAGCUAACAGCUCAAUUUGUUGCGAGAAAUGGAAGGGAGUUUCAAACAACUCUUUCUCAAAGAGAAAGUAGGAAUUUUCAGUUUGAUUUUUUACGUCCAAAUCAUUCUCUUUUUCAAUAUUUUACAAAACUUGUUAAACAAUACACAAGGAUAUUAAUUCCACCUAAAAAUACAAAUAGUAUAUUGAAAAGGAAUAUAGAAAAUAAGUAUCAGUUAUUAGAAGUUAUUCGAAAAAGAGUUGCUUGGCAAAAAUAUCAAGAAGAACAACAAAAGUUAAAACAAGAGGAAGAGGAUCGUGAAAAAAUUGAAUAUGCUCAGAUUGAUUGGCAUGAUUUUGUCGUUGUAGAGACUAUUGAAUUUACAAAUGCUGAUGAUCAAAUGGAUUUACCUACUCCUAUUUCAUUGAAUGUUUUGCAAUCUGCAACUUUGGAACAAAAACAAAUGAUGACUAUGUAUCAGGAUUUUAAUACUCCUUCUGAGGAUAUUUCAUAUAAUGUUUCUCAGUCAUAUUCUACACAAAUUGAAAAGGCGCAGCCAACUCAUGAAGAAGAAGGUGUAGAAAUGGAUAUUGAAGCAGAUUCUGAUGAAGAAAAUGAAGCUAUUAAAGAAAGAAGAGAACAUCAAGCAAAAGUUCGUCUUGCACAACAACAAAGUAAAGCAAGUCUUCCUAUGAAGAUUCGUACAAAUUAUGUUCCAAAAGCCUUGAAAAAAAUGGAAAAUACUCUUAUUUGUCCUCAAUGUAAUCUUGCAAUUCCUUCUAAUGAACUUGAAGAACAUAUGCGUAUUGAAAUGUUAGACCCUAAAUGGAAAGAACAAAAGGCCAAAGCUGAUUCUAAAUUUGCUUCAAGUAAUUUAUAUCAAGAAGGUGCUGCUAGUAAUCUUAAGCGUAUGACUGCAAGUAUGUAUGACAUGCAAGGAAGUUCUAUGAGUAAAGAAGAAAUGGAAAGAUCAAAAAGACAACAACGUUAAAUAUCUUCAACAUUUUAUUUCUAAUAACAUAUUUAUAAGCAUAAUA